GACAGUCUGCCAUAAGCCAUUGCAUUUUUCAUAAUUUCCAAAGAUUUUCAAUAAAUAGAUCCUAGAAGAAAUUACUUUAAUGUAGAACCUUACUAGCAUUUAACGUAAACUUGAAGUCCACAGUUAUAAACAUAUUUAACAAUGGUUGUUGGCGCUUUUCCCAUUGCAAAAUUAUCGGUUUUAUUAAUAAAACAAAUCAGUAAGCCCAUCGCAAAUGCCUGCAAAGAACGAGCCAAAAAUAGUCCCUUUUUCAGGACUUACGUGUGUAUGCCUCCAGCUCAAUUUUACAACUGGUGCGAAGUGAAGGCGAAAAUGUGGAUAUUAAAUCUAGGAAAGCCUGUGAACAUUCCAGUGCUAAGCCAAGAGAUGGCAAUAGAGCUGGGAGCCAACUUACUGGGCGAAAGUGUUAUAUUCAUUAUUGGUGCUGGUUUACUUAUUGUAGAAUAUAACAGACAAAGCAAAAAGGAGAGCGCAAAAGAAGCAAAGCGGGAAGAAGAAAUGCAACACAUUACAACAACAAUAACAGAUCUUUACUUCACUGUUCAACAGCAGCAGACCCAACUCAAAGAAAUGGAAAGACUGGUCCAUUCUAUAAGUGGUCAGAAACCAAAGUCUCCUCCAACUCCAAGUAAAACUGAUACACCUGCAAAGGGAAACACACCACUGUCUCCGGAACUGGGAAAUAAGCCGCAGAACAUAAGUUAUAUGCAGCAGUACAUUCCAGCUGGCCCUACUCCAUACCCCGACAAAGGCCUCAUACUGCAGUCCCUCAACUACAUACAGAUGGACGUAUUCAGCUCAUUCUUCACCAAAACUAGUCACACAGAAAUAACUCAAACCGAAAAACCCUCAAAGAAUGAUUACAAACGAGAACCGGCUGUGGUCUCUCAUGCUCUUAAUGACAUUGAAAACAAUCUAAGGAGUUUGUUUUAAGAUUCCUGGGAGCAGAUUAUUAGAAUUAUUACUAUAAGUUAUUAAAUAUACUUUUAAGUUCAUUCAUUUGUAAAUUUUUACAUGUAUUAUUCUAGCUUUAAAAUCAGUGAGACAAUGAUAUUUUAAAUAUCAUGAAUUUGUUUGGGUGUUAGUCAUUGAGAAUAAAAUGUACAGUUAC
Molecule: messenger RNA, 1111 nt
Organism: Aricia agestis (brown argus)
Lineage: Eukaryota; Metazoa; Arthropoda; Insecta; Lepidoptera; Lycaenidae
Product: optic atrophy 3 protein homolog
Exons: 4
Coding region: 142-933 (263 amino acids)
Biological process (GO): regulation of lipid metabolic process
Cellular component (GO): mitochondrion
Source: RefSeq, a predicted model, not a curated record